This is a messenger RNA of Aureobasidium vineae, 3180 nucleotides long. NCBI's taxonomy places the organism in Eukaryota, Fungi, Ascomycota, Dothideomycetes, Dothideales, Saccotheciaceae. The record is from the annotation of a GenBank genome assembly.
AUGUUACGCCCGUCGUCAGCAAGAGACGCAAACACAUGUCUGCGAUGCAACCUGCGCCUCGUGCUCCGUCAGAUCCAACACCGCCGCUACCAAUCAUCGGAUGAAUCGCCCCUUCCAACUCGAGAUUUUGCUGCUUACACGUCUGCGCCUUCGCCUCAAACAUCACAUCUUCGACUUGUUCGCACCCACGGAAACCAUGGAAGGAUUCGUGGCAAGAAGGGCGGUCAGAGGCGUGUCGAGUCGUCAGAGGCCUUGUCCAUUGACAGUCUAGGACAGAGCUCCGAAGUCAUCGUUCUACGCGACUUGCACGAGCCCCGUCCAGAAAAGAAGAAGCCAGAGGAACACGCCCAACACAUGAGCCAUGUCGAAGCCUCCGAGCCCAAGCCACCUGCCCUGACCGGAAGGGACAUUGAAAACAUGUCGGGCAGAAGAGCAACUCGUCCGAAGUCUCAAGAAGUCUUCGAGUCAAUCGAUGCUUUGAGGCCUGAAGAGGGUGUCCACAUCUUCACCGAAGAUGAGUUCCGUCGCCAAAUGCAGGCCCUUCGUAAUGGCUACACUAUAAGUCAACUGAGAGGUUAUUUGGUACACAAGACUGCCCCUGCUCAAUCCGCUGCCUCUAAUGCCAAAAGGUUGCGUCGUGGCUCGCGUGCCUCUAACGAGACUGCAUCUACCGAGAUUAGUAGCGGAGAGGGGGAAUUGCAGCAUCUUAAGCGAACUGCCUGGCAUGCCGGUACCACUCCCAUCGCCGAACGGCUGCCCAUGGUCGACUUGUCUAUGCAUCUGGGUCGCAAGAUGGACAACAAAGACGAUGUGAUAGAGUCCAUCUUGCGUCAAGUUUGGGCACUCGGCAUCGAGGAAGAGCAGACAGCCAUGGGCGAGAUGGAGUUUCUGCUGUCACCCAUGCAGUUUGGCCUGCUGCUCACAAAGAACUCCGACACCUUGCGGCCCCUGCUCGAGAGCUCCAAAUUCUAUAAAAAUUCUCGUUUCCAGUUACACCAGGCCGACCACGUUAUUAGAAUCGUAGGCCCGAGGGCUGAGUCCGAGGCUAUCGCCCACGUUCUGGCCGAAGCCUUCGCCCCUGCCAGAAGCGCCGAUAUCGAUCUCGAAACCUUUCGUGCUGCUUUGGAAGAGACUUCCUCGCCCUUCACCCUACAGGACAUAUUGACCCCUGCCCAGUUAAACAACAUCAUGGCCCUGACAAGGACAUACAUCCACUACGAAGUCAAUGCCAACCGCCUUCGCAUUGCCAGUUUCAUCGAUGUCGCCAUCAAUGAUGCCCAUCGUCUACUUAUCGCUCUCUUGCCCUCCACCCCGCCAGUCAGAGUCACACACCUCUACGAUUCGCACGAGGCCGACAGCUGUCGCCUUGAAGCCAUCUCAGCAACUAAGGACCUACCGUCUCAUGUCAAGAAUCGACAGCUCGGUCGCUGGGUCACCUCGUCGCCCAGGUCUAAGCAGUCUACUGCUGAUCAAACCUCCGUGGAUACUGAAAAUGAUAAUCUCUUCGCCAACAGUCCGUCAAACGUUGAGCUACCAAACUUGCAUAGUGACAGCCUCAUCAUUCGAGAAGCUAUUGCCCUAAUGAACUCCAAGCUCGACGCCUCACGCGAGGACAUAUCUGAAAUUGUGUCUGAAAUAUGGCCACUGAAGACUCGAUUCGGAUCUUGGAAGGCGAAUGUUGGCCUGUCGUUGCAUGAUAUUCAAAAUAAAGACACCUAUCCUGGCGCUGCUGGUGUUUCCUCGAGUAUCGAAGAUCCCGCAGCAUAUCCCAAGCAGGUUUUUGCCUCUAAAGUCCAAGGUCUUGUCAGCCUCUUGUCUUCUGUUCCCCAGAAGAAGCCAGGGCAAAGAGUUGGCGAAGGAUUUAUGCUCACGGCCCACCUGAUCCCAUCUCCUCUCGACCAGACAGGUAUUCUGGCUUCCACUACCUUUCCUACUGUGCAGCUUCGCUUCUUCCUUGAUGAGUCUACCGCAUUCCACGACCAAAAGCGUAUAUCCACCAUGCUUCCCGAUGGCAAGUUCCUCAGUUUCAGGGAUAUGCGCGCCGUACUCAGUACUGAAGCUAUACAGCUGAACCUGCCCUCGUAUAAUGCUGACAUACGGUUCGAGCGUGAUCGGGAUCUCGUUUCACGACGCGCUAUGCGUGACCCCGGCAUCAGGUCAUUCAUUGAAGCAGUAAUCGAAAGUAUGACAAACGACGCCACUCUUCGUGCACCCNCUGCUCUGCAAAUCCCCAUUCCUCGUGCGGUUAUCCGUAUUAUGAGUAAAUUACAUUCAGAGAAGCCGCAACACGCCGAUCUCAACCUUGAGACACACGCUGAGCUCGAGGAAGCUGAGCAAUCAAUCCGUGUCAAAUAUCUUUUUGCUGGCUUUGAGUAUCGCGAGCCACGCAAUUUCAAUCUCGGAGCGCUUGGGCCAGACUAUAGAGCAACUCUUCACACUGUGGAGGCGGGUGUAACAGGCGGACGUCGUCUCGCACUUGGUUUGCGCUACAACGACAAGCGGGAGCUUCCUGUUGAAGAUCCUACGAUUGUGGAAGGGCUUGCGAAUGCAUCGGUCAAUGUCAUCAAUGUCCUGGCGACUCCUCCUGGCGAGAACCUUGAUCCCCUGGACAGAAGUGGUUCCCGCGUAUUCCAGCUGAACGCUCCCAUGUCGAGUCGCUCGAGCAGAGAGAAUGAUCUGGCAGGAAACAGCCUGAGUAGAAACAGAUCAGUCGAAAUACCUAAGCUCACUCCGAGAUUCGAGGCGUUUAUAAAAACACGAGCAAAGCUUGCUACCAGAGAAAAGACGCUACAAGCACAGGUCACCAACGACAGCAACCCAUCGGCAAUGGAAAAGGUCGCAAAGCAAGAAAGGGGUGUCGAGCUAGACAAGGACCAAGAUCCUCGCGUCGAAGAAGUGGCAUCGGAUGAAGCAGCUAUGCAGGAAACCAUCGCGAUCGAAAAGCCGGAAUCGCAAACUCGGGCUUUUGAUGCGCCUAUAGAGCAGGAUCGCACCGAGCAGACAUGGGGUACAGAGCCAGCUCUCUCGACUUCGAGCACGAUCAAGGCAGACAUGCCUCAGCAGACCACUACACAAGCAUCGACAGAGCCUGAGACUCAAGAGGCCAAGGCGGAAGAAGCAAAGGCCUCCGAAGAGGAACCCNUGAGUGUCCGUCUAAGACGCAUGAUGGGUGGUGCAUAA